GCUUCCGACGCCUCGUCCAUUGACUCCAUCACAACUUCAAGGAUGGAGUAGACUCUCUUUUUAGAGGCUGCUACACAGUGGACGGAAACCACAUCACUUGUCCUCCUCUUUAGCUUGGGGGGAAAACAUCAAAUUCUCUAUCUGGCGCCUCAAAGCUAUAUCAGUCCCCAAGGUCGCCUGUCGUAAGUUUUAUGGUCUAGACCUGGGACUGCAGCAAGGGUAAUACCAAAUACCAAUUGCACGAAAUUCUUGUCGCCGAAAGUUAUUCAUACAUGAUGAACGGCUUCGCCGACCGGGACCUGGACGAGUCUAACUUUGGCGUCUCUCAAUCGUCCAACCCCAAAGACGUGCUUCGAACAUUCGACGCAUUCCCCAAAACAAAAGCCACCUAUACAACACGAUCGUCACGCGGAGGUCAAUGGACCAUAGUUCUGCUCGUUAUUGUGGCCCUGCUCUCUCUGUCUGAAACCCGGCGAUGGUAUGCCGGCCACGAGACACAUCAGUUUAGCGUCGAAAAGGGGGUCUCACACGGCCUCCAGAUCAACCUGGACAUGGUUGUCGCAAUGCGCUGCCAAGACUUGCACGUCAAUGUCCAGGAUGCCUCGGGUGAUCAUAUUCUCGCGGGAGAGCGGGUGCGCAGAGACCCGACCAAUUGGUCACAAUGGGUCGACGCCAAGGGCGUUCACAGACUAGGCCGCGGCCGGCGACGCAGACGGGAGCGCGGAGGUCCUGGUAUGAGCGGGAGCAGCAAUAGCUAUGGUGACAGCGGUGAUGCAGCGGGACAGAAUGCCAUGGACCCUUUGAAGCCGGAAGAGCUCGACGAUGAGCACGUAGGCGACGUCAUGGGCCGCGCGCACUGGAAGAAGAAGUUCCCCCGAACGCCCCGCCUCAAAGGCGAGCCUACCGCGUGCAGAAUCUACGGAAGUAUAGAGGGGAAUAAAGUCCAGGGAGACUUUCACAUUACCGCCCGAGGACACGGUUAUAUUGAGUAUGGCACAGAGCAUCUCGAUCACAAGUCAUUCAACUUCAGCCACAUCACCAACGAACUCUCAUUCGGACCAUACUAUCCUUCUCUCGUCAACCCUCUGGACUCGACUCUUGCGACGACCGACUCUCACUUUUACAAAUUCCAAUACUAUCUCUCCGUCGUGCCAACCAUAUACACGCGGUCGUUGAAGAAACUCGCCAAACUGGAAUCCCAACUGGCGCAACAAUUCCACAAAGCCCAAGCUCAACUGUCCUCUUCAUCCUCUUCGUCUUCCUCAUUCUUCAAGUCGUCGUCGUCGUCCCAGCAGCAACAGCCCAUCUUGCAACCCCGCACGCUCGCGGAUCUUCCUGCGUCCUACAAGACCCGCGACGUCGUCAUGACGAACCAGUACGCCGUGACCGAGCAGUCCCUUCUUGUCGGCGAGCGUUCUGUGCCCGGCAUCUUUUUCAAAUUCGACAUUGAACCCAUCCUCCUCACCAUUGCCGAGGAGCGAGGCAGCAUGCUCGCCCUCCUCGUCAGACUGGUCAAUGUCAUCAGCGGCGUCCUCGUCGCAGGCGGCUGGUGCUACCAGCUCGGUGGCUGGGCCAUCGAUGUGCUUGGCGGCAAAAGAUUCAAGAGAAAAUGGCUCGGCGCAGGCACACGGCGAGAGAGCGAGGGUGUCUUGCACGGCAAGAUGGAAGCGGAUGAAGAGUAAGAGACGGCUUCAGUCGGCUUUUCUUUUCUUUAAACGAUUCAUUUUUAUUCCUAUUUGCUUUCUCCUUUUGGCGUUUGGAAACAUGUUUUUACAGUUGAAAAAUUCUCUGCCAUAUGGGUCUGCUAGCAUAUCUGGCGAAAUUCCCCCUUUUUCUUUGCUCUUAACCACGUUGGUUCUCUUCGCCUCAGGUAUCAAUUAUCAACCAUCAACCACGGAUGACACAUCCCUCAUCUCACCAGCCAGAUGUAUAUACUCUAUUCAUCCAAUACCAACCAAUAAAUACCC
Molecule: messenger RNA, 1967 nt
Organism: Xylona heveae TC161
Lineage: Eukaryota; Fungi; Ascomycota; Xylonomycetes; Xylonales; Xylonaceae
Product: DUF1692-domain-containing protein
Exons: 2
Coding region: 273-1682 (469 amino acids)
Biological process (GO): retrograde vesicle-mediated transport, Golgi to endoplasmic reticulum; endoplasmic reticulum to Golgi vesicle-mediated transport
Cellular component (GO): endoplasmic reticulum; endoplasmic reticulum membrane; COPII-coated ER to Golgi transport vesicle
Source: RefSeq, a predicted model, not a curated record